UUUGCAGGUCAGUUUGUGCUUAUUGGUCCGUCUCAGCCAAUAGUGGUGAGAGUUGGUGAUGACGUCAUUUUACCAUGUCACCUGGAACCUGCGGCGGACGUUGCAGCCAUGACGUUGGAGUGGACGAGACCUGACCUGGACCCUGAGUUUGUUUUUGUGUGGCGUGCCGGUCAGGACUUCGUUCAUGCUAAACAUCCAUCGUACCAAGGACGGACGUCAGUGUUCACUGAUGAACUGAAGAGAGGAAACAUUUCACUGAAGCUGUCCAAAGUGAAACCUUCUGACGCUGGAAAAUACCAAUGCUACAUUCCUGACAGGGAAAAAUACUGUUUUGGUGAGCUUGUUGUUGAUGCCGUCUCCUCACCGGUCAUCAGUUUAUCGGGGAUCGACAGA
This is a messenger RNA of Plectropomus leopardus (leopard coralgrouper), 393 nucleotides long. The record is from RefSeq and is a predicted model, not a curated record. Lineage: Eukaryota; Metazoa; Chordata; Actinopteri; Perciformes; Serranidae.